AUGGAUGCGCGAAGCUCGAAACCGGGGAAGCCAGUUCCGUUCGAGGAGCAGGAAAUCAAGGCUCUAUGCCUCCAGGUUCGGAGCAUUUUCCUUUCUCAAAGUCCAUUCCUGGAGCUGGAGGCCCCUAUGAACAUUUGUGGAGACGUUCACGGGCAGUUCCAUGAUCUCCUCCGAAUGUUUGAGUACGGAGGGUUUCCGCCCAACAGCAACUAUCUGUUUCUCGGCGACUAUGUGGAUCGAGGCAAGCAGAGUCUUGAGACCAUCGUGCUCCUGUUUACCUACAAGGCCUUGUAUCCGGAAAACUUUUUCUUGCUCCGAGGCAACCACGAGAGUGCAUCGAUUACGCGUAUCUACGGGUUCUACGAUGAGUGCAAGCGACGCUUCAACAUCAAGCUUUGGAAAAGUUUCUGUGAUGUCUUCAACUGUUUACCCGUUAGCGCGCUGGUUGACGAGAAGGUCAUGUGCAUGCAUGGCGGCCUUUCGCCAGAGCUGCAGCACUUUGACCAGAUUCGGAAAAUUGUCCGCCCCACCGACGUUCCAGAUUCCGGGUUGAUAUGUGACCUGCUGUGGUCAGACCCCGACAGGGACUACGUCGGCUGGGCUGAGAACGACAGGGGUGUCUCCUAUGUGUUCGGGACCGAUGUGGUGGCAGCUUUCCUGAAACGAUACAACCUUGACCUUGUGUGCCGGGCGCACCAAGUCGUUGAAGAUGGGUAUGAGUUCUUUGGCAAGCGGAGUCUUGUAACCCUGUUCAGCGCCCCAAACUACUGCGGCGAGUUCGACAACGCGGGGGCCAUGAUGACAUUAGAUGAGACGCUGAUGUGCAAGUUCAUCGUCUUGAAGCCAACGGUCAAAAAGAAAUGA
Symbiodinium pilosum is the source of this 864-nucleotide messenger RNA. Lineage: Eukaryota; Dinophyceae; Suessiales; Symbiodiniaceae. The record is from the annotation of a GenBank genome assembly.